This is a messenger RNA of Cotesia congregata, 555 nucleotides long. The record is from the annotation of a GenBank genome assembly. NCBI's taxonomy places the organism in Eukaryota, Metazoa, Arthropoda, Insecta, Hymenoptera, Braconidae.
AUGUCUGCAACUCUUAUACCAUUAAUGAGCCGAGUUUAUAUUGAAAAAAUUCAAAUGAAAAUUAUGGUCCCACGGCCUUAUAAAUUUAAUGAAUUGAUAAAAAAUUCAAACACUACUUUCACCUCGACCAACCAACAAAAUGGUGAUGUAUGUUGGCUCGGAGUUGGUGAUAAACCGCGGAGCAGUGGAAGUGAUGUAUCAACAGAAGUUCCACCGAUUGUAUCAAAUGGUUUUUUCCAUUCAGCGUUUAUAUUAAUAACAGGUGUCAUAAGUCUUCUACAUUCUGGAGAGCUUUUUAUAUUAAUGCUGUCACGGCGAAAUUUUGAAAAAACCCGGCCAUUGAAUUCAUCUAGUAGUCUAAAAAAUAAUGGAAUCUCGUCGCUGUGGAACUGGAGGUGGUUGGACUCCUUGGCGUUGACUUUUCGUUGUUUCAUAACUAGCUUCACUAUUUCCACUGCUGCUAUUGCUACCAGCGAUUUCAUCACACAAUCCAUAAUUUUUGGAAGCGAGCAUUGCAUAGUGAAGAUUACUUUUAAGAUCAUCUGCAGCAGUUGA